Molecule: messenger RNA, 967 nt
Organism: Camelus dromedarius (Arabian camel)
Lineage: Eukaryota; Metazoa; Chordata; Mammalia; Artiodactyla; Camelidae
Gene: MEA1
Product: male-enhanced antigen 1
Exons: 4
Coding region: 1-723 (240 amino acids)
Biological process (GO): spermatogenesis
Source: RefSeq, a predicted model, not a curated record
AUGGUGGAGGCGGGACAAGGGGUGGACUAUACGUCCUCGCUCGCGUCAAUCAUGAACGUGGGGCGGGGCUGGAGGACUAGUUGCCCCGGCACGUCCUGCCCCGCCGGAAGUGAAGGUGCGGGUUCGGCCGCGGGCUCUGAGCUGGUGAGGCGCGCGGAAGCACCGGUGCUGAGAAUCAGCGGGGUCGGCCCCUGCCUGAUGGCAGCAGUAGUUCUAGGGGGAGACACCAUGGGUCCUGAGCGUAUCUUCCCCAGUCAGACUGAGGAACUCGGGCCACACCAGGGCUCUACAGAAGGUACUGGGGAUUGGAGCAGUGAGGAGCCAGAGGAAGAGCAGGAGGAAACGGGGGCAGGCCCAGCUGGCUACUCCUACCAGCCUCUGAACCAAGAUCCUGAACAAGAGGAAGUGGAGCUGGCACCGGUGGGAGAUGGAGAAGAUGUAGUUGCUGAUAUCCAGGACCGGAUCCAGGCUCUGGGGCUUCAUUUGCCAGACCCACCAUUAGAAAGCGAGGAUGAAGAUGAGGGGGGAGCUACAGCAUUGAGCAACCACAGCUCUAUUCCCAUGGACCCAGAACACGUAGAGCUGGUGAAAAGGACGAUGGCUGGAGUAAGCCUGCCUGCGCCAGGGGUUCCUGCCUGGGCUCGGGAGAUUUCAGAUGCCCAGUGGGAAGAUGUGGUACAGAAGGCCCUCCAAGCCCGGCAGGCUGCCCCUGCCUGGAAGUGACCACCCUGAGAGCUGCCUUAUCUCCCUGCAUUCCAGGCCAUGACCAGCACAGGACUGAACACAUCUUGGUUGUAAUGUCCAUCUUCAUCUUCCUGUCUCCCUUUCCACACCAAGGCAAAUCAGACUUCUUCUCAGAGACCCACUUUAUUCAGUUCUGUACAUAUGGGGACAUCGGCCCAAGCCCAACCCACCAUAGCAUGUAUCACUCUGUGGAGAAUAAAGCACCCUAUGUACACAGCCAAAA